AUGGUUAAAGCUGUUGUUCUCGGUGCCUCUGGUGGCAUUGGCCAGCCCCUCUCUCUUUUGCUCAAGGCCUCUCCGCUGAUUGAUGAGCUUGCCUUGUACGAUGUUGUGAACACCCCCGGUGUUACUGCCGACCUUUCCCACAUCUCCUCGGUCGCCAAAAUCUCCGGCUACCUUCCCAAGGAUGAUGGCCUGAAGAACGCAUUGACCGGUGCCGACAUUGUCGUCAUCCCAGCUGGCAUUCCUCGCAAGCCCGGCAUGACCCGUGAUGACCUUUUCAAGAUCAACGCCGGAAUCGUCCGUGAUUUGGCCAAGGGUAUCGCCGAGUUCAGCCCCAAGGCUUUCACCCUGGUUAUCUCUAACCCGGUCAACUCCACUGUCCCCAUCGCUGCUGAGGUCUUCAAGGCUGCCGGUGUCUUUGACCCCAAGCGUCUGUUCGGCGUGACCACCUUGGACGUUGUUCGUGCCGAGACUUUCACACAGGAAUACUCUGGCCAGAAGGACCCCUCAAAGGCUACCGUUCCCGUCAUCGGUGGUCACUCUGGCGAGACUAUUGUUCCCCUCUUCAGCAAGGUCUCCCCCAACUUCGACAUUCCCGCAGAUAAAUACGAGGCAUUGGUCAAGCGUGUCCAAUUUGGUGGUGAUGAGGUUGUGCAGGCCAAGGAUGGCGCCGGUUCCGCCACUCUGUCCAUGGCCUACGCUGGUUUCAGAUUUUCCGAGGCCGUGAUUAGAGCUGCCAAAGGCGAGAAGGGCGUUGUUGAGCCUACUUUCGUCUACCUGCCCGGCGUUCCCGGUGGCGAUGCUAUUGCCAAAGCCACUGGUGUCGAGUUCUUCUCCACCCCCGUGGAGCUUGGCCCCUCUGGCGUGGAGAAGGCUAUCAAUGUUCUGGACGGCGUGACUGCUCGGGAGAAGGAGCUUCUGGCCGCUUGUGUCACUGGGCUCAAGGGGAACAUCGAGAAGGGUGUCGAAUUUGUCAAGAACCCACCACCAAAGUAA
Molecule: messenger RNA, 993 nt
Organism: Penicillium angulare
Lineage: Eukaryota; Fungi; Ascomycota; Eurotiomycetes; Eurotiales; Aspergillaceae
Product: malate dehydrogenase
Exons: 8
Coding region: 1-993 (330 amino acids)
Biological process (GO): tricarboxylic acid cycle; carboxylic acid metabolic process
Cellular component (GO): cytoplasm
Molecular function (GO): L-malate dehydrogenase (NAD+) activity
Source: RefSeq, a predicted model, not a curated record